UCUCCACCCUUUUCUCUCUCUCUCUCUCAACGACUUGCAUCGAUUCCGAUACACAUUUCCCAAUGGAACUGCCGGAAUUCUACGUCGGCGGAUACUUUGACGGCCAGCUCUCCCCUGAGAAGCGGCAGCUCCCGGACCAGAAGCCCGACCAAUUCACCAUCGACGACCUCCUCGACUUCUCCAACGAGGACGCUCUCGUCACCGACGCCUUCUUCGACAGCACCGUCACCGCCGUCGACAGCUGCAACUCCUCCGUCUCCGGCGGAGAGGCGCAAUUCUCCGGCAACCGCAGCUUCAGCGAGUCUCAAUUCUCCGGCGACCUCUGCGUUCCGUACGACGACUUGGCCGAGCUGGAAUGGCUAUCGAACUUUGUGGAAGACUCAUUCUCGGCGGACAAAGACCUCAAUGCCCUUCAAUUCCUCUCCACCACCACCACCACCACAACCGCCGCCACGGCGAAACCCCAAACACCGGAAACCUCCUCCUCCUCGGCCGAGACGCCGCAAAACCCGCCGCUAUUCCACCACGAGACGCCUCUCCCGGGGAAGGCCCGCAGCAAGCGGUCACGCGCCGCCCCCGGCGACUGGACCACUCGCCUCCUCCACCUCAUCACUCCCAACACCGAGCCGACGCCUCCGAAGACGGCGGCGGCGGCGACUACGUCGCGGAAGAAGCGGGAAGGCGGGAGCUCGAACUCCGGCUCGGACUCUUCCGGCCGGAAAUGCCUCCACUGCGCGUCGGAGAAGACGCCGCAGUGGCGGACGGGGCCGAUGGGCCCGAAGACGCUGUGCAACGCGUGCGGGGUGCGGUACAAGUCGGGGCGGCUGGUGCCGGAGUACCGGCCGGCGGCAAGCCCGACGUUCGUGUCGGCGCGGCAUUCGAAUUCGCACAGGAAGGUUCUGGAGCUGCGGCGGCAGAAGGAGUUUCAGAGGUCGCAUCAGCAUCAGUUUCUGAGCCCGCCUUCGAUUUUUGGCGUAUCCAACGGUGGGGGUGAGUUCUUGAUCCACCACCGGGCUGCGAGCGAUUUUCGGCAGAUGAUGUAGUGGGAGUGAUAGAGUGUAGGGUAAGGUUUAGGUUGGACCUCUGCUGGGGUUUAACAUGGAGUUUUAAUUUUAAUUUCCCAGCUUAAGUUAAAAUUAAUUUUGCUAAUUUUUGCUGUUCAAUAUUUGAAUUUGUAGUUAA
Molecule: messenger RNA, 1182 nt
Organism: Argentina anserina (silverweed cinquefoil)
Lineage: Eukaryota; Viridiplantae; Streptophyta; Magnoliopsida; Rosales; Rosaceae
Product: GATA transcription factor 9-like
Exons: 2
Coding region: 63-1043 (326 amino acids)
Biological process (GO): cell differentiation; positive regulation of DNA-templated transcription
Cellular component (GO): nucleus
Molecular function (GO): zinc ion binding; sequence-specific DNA binding
Source: RefSeq, a predicted model, not a curated record